Molecule: messenger RNA, 597 nt
Organism: Periophthalmus magnuspinnatus
Lineage: Eukaryota; Metazoa; Chordata; Actinopteri; Gobiiformes; Gobiidae
Product: 40S ribosomal protein S27-like
Exons: 4
Coding region: 85-339 (84 amino acids)
Biological process (GO): translation; ribosomal small subunit assembly
Cellular component (GO): ribosome; cytosolic small ribosomal subunit
Molecular function (GO): structural constituent of ribosome; RNA binding
Source: RefSeq, a predicted model, not a curated record
CAUCAGAGACGGGUCUGAGCAGAGUGUGGACACUUCACAUCACAUUUCACAUUUGAACUAAUCAUUAUUACUGAAGAGGAAGUUAUGUCGCUGGCCAGAGAUCUGAUGCAUCCUCUUUUCUCUGAGGAGCGGAGACGACAUAAGAAGAAGAGGCUUGUACAAAGCCCCAACUCUUACUUUAUGGACGUUAAAUGCGCAGGUUGCUACAAAAUCACCACCAUCUUCAGCCAUGCCCAGAUUGUGGUCCCAUGUGUUGGAUGCUCCACAGUCCUUUGUCAGCCAUCAGGGGGCAAGUGCAGACUCACUGAAGGUUGUGCCUUCAGAAGGAAAUAUUCCUGAAUAGUUUCCUACCAGCAUGGACAUCCUGUCAUAAAUGAAUGAUUUUAACUUCCUCUGUAUAUGAUUCCUGUGGAAUGAAAUGAUGAGCUAAUGAGAUAGGUCUAUGUUGUCUUGCAGUAUCUCACUACUUUACAUUCCUUUAAAAUGGGGCUAGUUUGGAGUAUAGAAAUAGCACUAUAACAGUGUAGCACUUAGUUUUAGUCAAGAUGAAUAAUGCAAUGUAACUCUGGAAAUGAACAUAUUACACCAUGAUUUUGU